Molecule: messenger RNA, 1073 nt
Organism: Vanessa tameamea
Lineage: Eukaryota; Metazoa; Arthropoda; Insecta; Lepidoptera; Nymphalidae
Exons: 4
Coding region: 82-783 (233 amino acids)
Source: RefSeq, a predicted model, not a curated record
UCACGAGCACAAAAUUAACGGUAAAUGAAGUGAUUUAUAUAAAAAUUGCUAUUCCGAGAGCAAUCGGAGGAUGUAAAAGCAAUGUCUUUUAUAAAUUUUCUCCGAAUUUCGACGGGAUUAUUCAAAAAGGACGUUAUCACCUUCCUGGUUCUACGACGUCAUGAUUUGAAUAUAAUCGAUGAGAAACUUCGCUACAUAGCAGUAAAACCGACAGCCUCUAUAUCACAACUACGACACAAAGUAUGGUAUCUUCUUGAUUUACCGGAUUACUGUGACGAAAUUAUAAUACUGAAAUCUGAAAGCGAUCGAGAAUUACCGUUGACUGAUCUUCGAAAAGGAAAUGACCCGCAGCACCCAUACAUUUUGGAAGUCUGGCUUCCUAACAAAAUUAUAUCCUCAGUAUUGCUAAAUAACAUGAUAACCAUGGGUAAUAAAAGUGUAAAUGGAGACAAUUAUGAAGCACCAGACACAGUGUUUGAUGAAAAAAUUAAAGACGAUUAUAAAGAAAAACGAAUUGAAGACGAGUUAUCACAUACUUCAAUCAUCAACGAAACAAUGGCGCUUAAUCAAUUUCGAUUAAAGGAAAAUCACCAAAUGAUUAAAAACAAACAAUGUGAAAAGAAAACAGACUUAACUUGCAAAAUUUCAACAUCGUCAAUAUUCUUUAAGCUCCACGGAAGAAAAAGCAGAGACAACUUCGCAAAUAUUUUAUUAAAAAUACAAAAUGAUCUCACGACUUUAACGAAUAAACUGUCGGAUUUGGAAAACCGGAUACAAUUAUAAUAUAAGUUACCAAGAUGUUUAAAAAAAAUAAAAACUUAUGCCAAAAAUAAUUCAUUUUAUUAGAUAUAUUUUACAAUAUAUGAAAUUUGCUGAAAUGCUUACAAAGUAAAUAAAACAUAUGUAUAUUUAUAAGAAUUAAUUCUUAUCAUCUAAAUUGGACUAAAUGUAUAUAUCGCAGCCAAAUGGUUGGAAUUGUCAUUUGAUUGCAUGGAUAGCCCUUUCAUUUAACAACGCCAUUCAAGCACGCGCCUAGUUUAACAUUUGAAUCAUUAUGGUUUUUAGAACAAGCA